This is a messenger RNA of Verticillium alfalfae VaMs.102, 1266 nucleotides long. RefSeq names its product queuine tRNA-ribosyltransferase. The record is from RefSeq and is a predicted model, not a curated record. The coding region runs from base 1 to 1266 and encodes 421 amino acids. NCBI's taxonomy places the organism in Eukaryota, Fungi, Ascomycota, Sordariomycetes, Glomerellales, Plectosphaerellaceae. The transcript is spliced from 2 exons. Gene Ontology annotation, molecular function: pentosyltransferase activity.
AUGGCUUUCAAGGUUCUACAGUCAGCGCUGCAACAGGGUUCAGCGGCGAGGCUGGGUAGCCUUGCGUUGCCUAACCGUAAAGUCAUCGACACACCCAAUUUCAUCGCCAUCUCAUCAAGAGGAACCGUGCCUCAUGUCACGCCAGACAUUCUCUCAAAACACGCAACUUUUAGAGGUGCCUACAUGGCCCUCGAGGAUUCGUCGACGCUGCCUAUCGAUACGUAUGCCGCGCACAUCGAAGCACUCAGCCCCGACAUUGCCAUCGCGCCCGCCGAUCUCUUUCACACAAGUGUCCGCCCGCCCGCCAAGAAACUCGUGCGCAUGGCGGAUCGGACCGAGGAGUGGGUGGCCCGGUUCCUGAAGCCUAGCCGCAGGGAAAAGCUGCGCGAAUCCGGAACUGCAGUGUUUGCCCCCAUUCUAGGAGUGCCGCACCAUGUUCAGUGGCAGUACCUCAAGCAAUUGUCCGAGGACGACAUUGACGCACUGGUAGGCCUGGCGAUCUACGAUGUUGACCUGCUACCAGAGGUUCUCGAGCACUACAAGCCGUUGGUGCCCCUGGCGCGACUCUCGCUCCAUACUGUUACAUCGCCCCAGCAGAUCCUCGAGCAGAUCGCUGCCGGCGUCGACAUUUGCGCUGUGCCGUUCCUCAACACCACCUCUGACGCGGGCAUCGCGUUUGACUUUACGUUCCCGCCCCCGCAGGGUCCCCACGAACACCCACUUGCCCUGGGCACCAGCAUGUGGUCGCCCGAACACGUCACAUCGGUGACACCGCUUGCCCCAGGCUGUCAGUGCUACGCAUGCACGAAGCACCACCGGGCCUACAUCCACCAUCUCCUCAACGCAAACGAGAUGCUCGCAUGGACGCUGCUGCAGAUGCACAACCACCACGUGGUUGGUGAGUUCUUUGCUGGUAUUCGUGCCGCCUUCGCAGCAAGUCCCACGCGGUUCGAAGAGCUCUCAGAACAGUUCGUGGCAACGUAUGAGGCGGAAAUACCACUCGGGACUGGUUCGCGUCCCAGAGCUCGAGGGUAUCAUUUCAAGGGCAUCGCGAAUCAACCAAAGAUCAACGAGAGCAAGUGGGCCAACUUCAACGACGGCAACGCAGACGCAGAGGGCGCUGUGCGUCCCAGUGACGCGACGGACGAGUCUGCUCAAGCUGCAAGGAGCGCGACAGAGACCCCUGUGGUGCCAGAUGAGAGCUCCGUUGAGCUAGACAAGAAGGGCUUCGCAUCUAAAGAGGAGGGCGGUGCGCUGGUCAAAUAA